This is a messenger RNA of Selaginella moellendorffii, 1092 nucleotides long. Its product is annotated as CCA tRNA nucleotidyltransferase, mitochondrial. Gene Ontology annotation, biological process: tRNA 3'-terminal CCA addition. The transcript is spliced from 10 exons. Gene Ontology annotation, molecular function: RNA binding; ATP:3'-cytidine-cytidine-tRNA adenylyltransferase activity. The record is from RefSeq and is a predicted model, not a curated record. The coding region runs from base 1 to 1092 and encodes 363 amino acids. NCBI's taxonomy places the organism in Eukaryota, Viridiplantae, Streptophyta, Lycopodiopsida, Selaginellales, Selaginellaceae.
AUGACAGCUCAUGACGACACGCGCGAGGAAGCGAAGAUUCUCGACGCUCUCCGUCUGGCGAUCCGUGAAUGCGACUUGAAGACCGACGUGAGAGUGGCGGGCGGAUGGGUGCGCGAUAAGCUCCUUGGCGUCGAGAGCCACGAUUUGGAUAUUGCGCUGGAUGAUAUGACUGGGCAGCAGUUCUGUGAUCGUGUGCUCCGGUGCUUGAGGAAGACCGAUCCUUCAUGUUCUUACAAAGUUAUCAAAAGCAAUCCAGAACGAUCCAAGCAUUUAGAAACGACCAAGCUGGAGAUCCUGGGUGGAGAGCUUGAUGUUGUUAAUCUCCGAUCCGAGACGUACUCCAACGAUUCCAGGAUCCCAACAUCAAUGAAAUUUGGAACACCUUCCGAAGACGCUUACCGGAGAGAUCUCACGAUCAACAGCCUCUUCUACAACGUUGCCGCUGACAAGGUUGAGGACUUCACGGGUCGAGGUGUAAUGGACCUCAAGCUUGGAAAGAUCAGGACUCCGUUGCCUCCGCUCGUAACUUUUUUAGAUGAUCCAUUGCGUGUCCUGAGAUCCAUUCGGUUUGCGGCGCGCUUUAAUUUUGAGCUGGACGAGGAACUGGAGUGCAUGGCAUCUGCUGAUUCUGUGAAGGCUGCAUUCGAAACAAAGAUCACCAGGGAGCGCAUUUCUCAGGAGAUUCAAGCCAUGCUCUUCGGAAAGAAUCCUGCUCGGGCGAUGUGCCUGCUGCACAAGCUUGGUUAUUGGCCUCUGAUUUUUACGAGGCCAGAAGGUGAAAGGCGUCUUGUUCUUGUUGCUGGGAUUCUCUAUCCAUUCAAGAAAGAAAACGAUACAGUGAACGCAUUGUACAAAGCAAUUGGAAAUACCUUCGUGCAAGAUUGGUAUGAGUUGAACAAACGUACACUUUUUGGAGGAUUACCUUGUCUUUUCAACGAAAGUUUUCGAGUAGAGGCCGGCCUAGCCUUCAGAGACAGGGACUUCAGCUUGUCAGCUGCUGCUUUAUUUCUCUCCGUGCCAGCCCCUAGUGUCCAGAAGAAAGACGUGUUUAACGCUAUUCUUAAAAGCAUCAGCUUAUCUGGUAAGAAGUAG